Molecule: messenger RNA, 3984 nt
Organism: Thelazia callipaeda (thelaziosis nematode)
Lineage: Eukaryota; Metazoa; Nematoda; Chromadorea; Rhabditida; Thelaziidae
Source: the annotation of a GenBank genome assembly
UAUUGCUAUGAGAUGCUGUUCAUUUUGCAUUUCACUGUUACUUUUUUGGGAGGACAUUUAACAUUUGGUUUUGUUCAUAAUUUCUUUAAAGAAGAACCGAAAAAUCAGAGUGUCUUACUUGGUGAAAGUGUCCUUCUGCGAUGCUCUGCUGACCAUUCAGCAUCAGAUGCUUUGGCUAGUCAGUGGCGUAGUAAUGAUGGGAGUCUUCUGGGUCUUCAUGGUGCUGGGAAACUUGCUGGACAUCAAGGGCGGUAUUAUUACGUAUUGGACCACUCGAAUGAAAAGCAUCUAAGAAUAGAGAAUGUAACAUUGGGGGAUGAUGGACUAUUUGAGUGCCAAAUGACGCAUCCAAGCUUGGGUCCAUUUCGAACAUCUGCUUUGAUCACAGUUCUAGUACCACCUCAAAAAGUAACACUUAUGAAUGCAUUCCCUGAUUCUAUCAUCAAUGUGACAGAAGGAAAUAUUUUCAAUCUGACUUGUUUGGCAGCCAAUGGAAAGCCCCAAGCUAUCAUAAAUUGGUAUGUUCGUGGUAAGAAAAUUCGUGACAAUAUCCAUAGAUGGACGCAGGAAAAUCCAAACAAAACAGUCAUUACGUUCGCAACUUUCAGUUGGAGGCCUAGGCAAGCUUCGUUCAUUUUAAAAUCAGUGAUUUUGAUGUUUUUGUGUUAUAGGAGAGAUGAUAUGGGUGCGGUUGUCACAUGUGAAGUUUUGCAUCCGUACACUUCUAGCCAUUUUCGAAGGAAUGUUACACUCAAUGUUCAGUAUCCUUCAAGUGUGCCAAAAAUCAAAAUUCCUGGUGGGUUAACUGUUUUGAAGCCCGGUGAUAAUCUGACCAUGGAAUGUGUAGUUAUUGGAGGCAAUCCGCCUCCCAAGCUUUUUUGGCGGUUUCAACAAAAUUUUAUUGAUAGCCACUAUAAAUAUAAUGUUUCAACAAGAGAAACUAAAAGUAGUUAUUCAAUCGUAGUUGACGCGAAUGAUAAUGGAGCAGUAUAUGGAUGUCAUGCUUCAAACUUGGCCACUAAGGAAUCACUUUUCGAAAGCAUUCGGCUUCUCGUUGCAUAUGCCCCUCGUAGUGUAGAAAUAUAUAGCAAAACAACUGCUCGAAUCGAACACGAAUUCACCGUACGUUGUAGAACCGAACCCUCAAAUCCACCAUCAAGGAUUUCUUGGCUAAUUGAUGGGAAGUUUCUACCACCAACUGGCCAAAUACACUUGGAACAAACUGUUGGUACUGUUACGGUUUCAAAUUUAACCAUGAAUCUAACUGAUAUAGAUCCUGUCAAGCACCAGUUUCAAGUUCAGUGCGUAGCCAGAAAUGACGAAGGGGCGGCAAGUAAACAGAUAAUCAUCCACCUCCUCUGUAAGUUAUCUUUGCGACACGUUUUAGCACCACCUACGGAUCCAGUUAUUUACGGACUUGAUGAUCUUACUCUUGUUGAAGGCGAAUUCAUAAAUCUUACUUGUGAAGCUCGUGGAGGGAAUCCACUUGCAACACUAGCAUGGUUUAAGGGAGUCGAAAAGCUUCAAGAAAGUCAAAGUGCCAUAGUCAGUGACAUUUCGUCAAGUACAAUAUCUAUUCUUCUUGAUCGUACAAUGAACAGUCAACAGCUUAAGUGUGAAGCUAGAAAUGGUGCAUUAGAUGAACCACUUGUUAUUGCAAAGACGUUAAAAGUGAUGUUUCCACCACGGCGAGUUACAAUAAGCCAGAAUGACCCAGACAAGAAAUUAAUUAUAGAGGGAGAAGUCACGAAACUCAUUUGUUUGUCUCAUUCUUCAAAUCCAACUGCUAGGUUAAUAUGGAAAUUCCCAAACGUUGAUGGCUCUGAAAUAUUCGAGGAGAAAAUCAGUAAUCGAUCUGAUGGAGAGUAUGGUGGAUAUGAAGCAGAAAGCGCCAUCGAAUUCGUCUCAACAGAAGCAAUGAAUGGCGAAGUUCAGUGUAUUGCAAUGCAUCCAGUGUGGCGUAGGCAAAAAGUUGCAGUGUACACAUUGAAUGUUCUUUAUCCUCCUCGAAUCCUUUCAAAAGAAGGCAAAUCUUUUACGAUUGUACUUGACGAAGGAGAGAAUUUUGAAGAAAAUUUGGUAGUUCGUGCUAAUCCACCAGUGAAUAUUUGGAAAUGGCGUAAGGAUGGUUCCGACUUCAAGCAUAUGGUUGGAUCAGUCAUUGUCAACGAGUCUUCUUUGUCAGGAAAGUCAGUUAGUAGAUUAGACAGCGGUAUUUUCACGCUUGUAGCUGAGAAUAAUGUUGGAACGGUUAAUAUCUCUAUUCAUAUCACUGUUAGAUAUGCGGCGUAUGUUACGUACAUAACAUCGCCAGUAAUGGCUUCGGUUGGAGAGGAAGUUGUCAUGGAAUGUGAAGUAGAUGGCGAACCAAAGCAUGAUGAUAUGGUAAAAUGGUUACGUAAUGAUAGGAUCAUUACAGAAGUAUUUCUUGUUGGAAGGACCAGGGCUGUUAUGCGGUUGAAUGCUUCGCUCGAAACAAGUGGUGCUUAUGUCUGUGUCGCGGAUAAUGGAAUUGGAGUGGCUAAUAAGUCAGUGGCUUACUUAUUGGUACAUCACGCUCCUGUAAUCAUCAAGCAGCCAUCGCUGUUGCGAGCAGCUGGAUCUUUGGGUUAUCCCUUAGAAGUACGCUGUGUUGCACGCGCUGUUCCAGAUGUUAAAUUCCAGUGGGUAGUUCAGGGCGAAUCUAGUCCAAUCAAACGAAAUAAUUCUGAGUUCUCUUUCACAACUCAUCAUCUUAAUCAUUCCACAUUUGAGAGUAUCUUAUAUAUAUCUAAUCUGGAGCUUGUUGACUAUCAACAUCCAGUGAAAUGUUUCGCCAUCAAUAAAUUUGGGAAAGAUGUUGUUGAAAUCCGCAUUGGUCCACCGACAGCACCAGAGACACCAUUGGCUUUGAGAGUCUCAAAUGUAACGAAAAACUCGUUAUCCUUCUCCUGGAUUCCUGGUUUUAACGGAGGCUCAGAACAGAUAUUCGAACUACGAUAUCAGACUUCUACAGAAAACAUAUAUCGUUCCAUCAAUUCGUCUCUAUCCGAAGUUGAAAUUCAAGGACUUGAACCAGCUUGUUUAUAUGAAAUUUCAAUCCGAGCAGUGAACACACGUGGUUUGGCAUCGAAAUUCUCGCAACCGCCAAUUGCUGUAUUUACGAAAGAUGAAUAUGGAAUGGACAUCCUAAGUGUCUCUAAAAAUGAUCCAUUUCCUGCACCGGUGGUCCUUUUAUUUGGUUUUUGCUAUUCAUUUCUACUCUUAAUCAAUUGUUUCUUACUCUGUUACAUGCAGAAAAGGAGACGCCAGAAAAAAAUGCAAGAAAAAACUGAGAUGGUCCGAAACAUGAAUGCUACUACGAAUAAUAAUGGUGGGUCUGAUACGAGAGUUGUGCAGAUGUAUGGGGUCCUAACAAAUGUUGAUAGUCCAUGUAGACCGGAAUCAGUGGCUACAAACAGAAGUGAAUUAUGUCAUGAAUUGAAUUCGGAGGAUGAUCAAAGCGUACGAACUAUGAUCGAGGUUAGUCCAAACGGAUGUGUACAGCAGGUAGAUCCAACUAACUAUUGCGAUCGGGAUUAUUUGCUUGGAUAUAGAUUUGAUCCAAGCUUAUAUGGUGAUGUGACGAAGACGAAUACGUUACGAACAACGCAUCAGAAUUUUGUUAGUGUACUUCAACCUGUAUGUUCAUCCUUUUAUUUUAUAAAAUUCACAGCAAAGGCUAGCAACUUAUUAAUCUCGAUUGGCAAGCUUUCUAAAGUGCCAGAUAUUGACAAUGCAUCUCUUAAUUAUUACGAUGAAGGCUCUUUAACACGGGUAAUUCGGGUGAAAGAAAUGGAUUUGCCACGUCCAGUACAUAAGCCACGCAAUAUAAAUCCUAGUCCGCCUAUUAGUAUACAGUCUACUGAUAAUGGCAGUCCUAUGAUGCUGAGCACUUUUUUGCAGCGUGGUGGCCUGCAUACUACGCCUCUUAAUUUAGCUCACAUUGAUGGUGAUUUAGUAUAG